AUGGCUGAUCGGCUUGAGUCCGAGCUGCGGAGGACGUUAUUGUCGAUUCACGACUAUUUCUGUGCCGAAGACGCUGCACUCGGGCUGCCUGAACUCAUCCGCGGGCGGCGCGAGGCCAAUUCUCGGCAUGAAGCAUCCCUGGCGGAUGCCCGCGCCCGCGUGCUCGAGCUCGUCGAGCGCGUAAACGAGGCUCACCACGCACUCGAGGCCAGGCUCCUCGACGCGCUCGGGUCCGUCCCACCACGCCUGCGCGCCCAGCGGGCGGCAGAGGCGGACGUCACCGCCGCGACGAUCGAAAUCGCGCUGCUCAAGCUCUCCGUCGUGCGCCUGCGCGCCCACCGCGCGCUCUACGGUCAUGCCGCCGCCAAAGACAGACCGGACGCGACGGUCGCCCGCGCCGUCGGGGGCAUGUACGAGAAGCUUAGGGAGAAGCGACGGGCGCAAGAGACGGAGGCGAGGGCGCUCGACGGGCACAUUGAGAAAUAUGAGGCGGCGCUGAGUCUGGUGGACGGGCCGGAUGGUGGGUUCAGGCAGAUUGUGAGGGACAUGGCACGUGUGAAGAGAGACACGGAAGAGUGCAAGAAGGAUUUGAGGAGGCUUGGGUGGACGGAGGAUUGA
Molecule: messenger RNA, 618 nt
Organism: Epithele typhae
Lineage: Eukaryota; Fungi; Basidiomycota; Agaricomycetes; Polyporales; Epitheliaceae
Exons: 3
Coding region: 1-618 (205 amino acids)
Source: RefSeq, a predicted model, not a curated record